CCUGCGCCCUUCCCCAUCAGAAUCAGACGAUUUGCAGUUUUCGUUCUUUUCGUCCUCCCGUCUGGUGCGGACGUCGAUUAGAGACGACGACGCCGACGCUGCUGCUACUAUUGCUUCCGUUUCCGUCCCCUCGCGCUCUCAGUUAGUUAGCCUAGGACACUGAGGGCGGUUCAGAAGGGUUAGAGGAAACGAGAGGAAAAGUGCAUCCCGUGUGCAGGUCGGGGGCGGCGGUGGCGGCGAAGGCCCCUCCUAUAGGAAAUAAUCGAAACCAACAAAGUGACGCGACUGUUUGUGUGCAUUAAGUUCUGCUGCUUUCGUCAGAAUGGAUCGAAUUCAUUCAGUUUCAGUCAGACGUCGACGCCGUUGAGUCGAGCCGUCCACGACGACGACCACGACGAAGACGUUUCCGAAAAACCGAAACGGAAACGACGACUCCAGAUGAGAUCGUACCAGACGAAGCCCCUUUGAAGUCAGAUGAAUGUUGCCAGUGGCGGCGUGUGAUGGGGGAUGGACAAUGAACAGCCCCACCAGGAGCUCGUGAAGUGUGUGGUGGUGGGCGACACGGCAGUAGGGAAGACGCGUCUGAUAUGCGCGAGGGCAUGCAACAAGCAGGUGUCUUUGGGGCAGCUUCUGUCGACGCACGUGCCGACGGUGUGGGCGAUAGACCAGUACAGGAUAUACAAGGAUGUGCUGGAGAGGAGCUGGGAGGUGGUGGACAGCGUCUCCGUGUCGCUGCGUCUGUGGGACACCUUCGGGGACCACGAGAAGGACCGGAGGUUCGCGUACGGCCGUUCCGAUGUGGUGCUGCUGUGCUUCAGCAUCAACAAUCCGGUAUCGCUGAGGAACUGCCGCCUCAUGUGGUACCCGGAGAUCAGACGCUUCUGUCCGAGCACUCCAGUCAUCCUGGUGGGCUGCAAGAACGAUCUUCGCUACAUGUAUCGUGAUGAGGCCUAUCUGAGCUACUUCCGAGACAAGAGUCCUUUCGUGCGGGCGACGAGGAAGAGCGAUUUGGUGAUGCCCGAUGAAGCUAGGGACGUCGCCAGAGAGCUGGGCUUGAACUACUACGAAACAUCAGUGCUCACCUAUUACGGUGUGAACGAGGUGUUCGAGAACGCUAUACGAGCAGCGUUGAUGGCGCGCAGACAGCAACGCUUCUGGAUGACCAAUCUGAAGAAGGUGCAAAGGCCUUUGUUACAAGCACCGUUCAAACCGCCUCCACCACCGAAACCAGAAGUUCUAGAACCUUCGAGCACCUUCAUCGAGAAUACAAGACAACUGUGGUUGGACAGGGCUCACGCUGAUGUCCUUCUGGUCUCCGGUCCAGUAGGAUUUCCUGCUCACCGCUUCGUCCUUGCUGCAGCCAGCCCGGCUCUCUAUCGUCUCCUCACUGCAGAUCUCAUGGCUCGAAGCACUUCCGACUCGAGCAUGGUCAGCUCUUUGGGGGAAUUCGCUGAUGACACCGAGUGUCUGGUCAGAGCUGAGCAGAAGAUGUGCAAGAGACGCGCCAGUUGUCAAGCUUUACCAUCGUCAGGACGAGAUCUGGAUCCAGCAUUCCACUCCGUCAAGACGGUAGAUGGUCAAACGGUUAUCACCUUCAGCCGUUUGGUCAGCCCUGGAGCUUUGCAACUCUGCCUACAGUUCAUGUACACAGGAUCACUAGAUAGACGAGGAGUAGAUAUACAGGAACUGCGAAGAGCUGCUGAACUUCUGGAGCUGCCACAUCUGGGUCCACUGCUGUCCAACGAAUAUCCACCGGAGAGUCACGAGCAGCACCUGAAGCGACGGAUGCAGGACGUGUGCCUGGAUCAAGGUCUCUUCGCCGACGUGAUCUUCGAGCUGGACGACGGAGGUUGCGCAGCGCACAAGCCGAUGCUGGCAUGCAGAUGCGACAUGAUGAAGGCCAUGUUCAGCGGCGACUUCCGCGAGGGCCAGGCGAAAGUCAUAGAGUUCCCGGGCGUCCGGGAGUACACCUUCCACAAGCUGCUGUGCUUCCUCUACACCGACGAAGUUCCAGCGGUCGUCGCCUCCAGGUGCGUGAACCUGCUGGAGCUCGCGAACAGACUAUGCCUUCCCAGGCUGGUGGCGCUCGUCGAGAGGCGCGUCAUCGAAGACCUGGAACGACUGCCAUCCAACGAAGCCAUCGAACAGUGUUUGAGGCUUCUGGAACCCGUGAAGCUGCAUAACGCGCAUCAGCUGGCCGACUUCUGCAUGAACCAUCUGUGCAUCAAUUACAACAAGCUGUGCAGGAUGUCGCCCCGGAGUCUUCGACUCUUGCAUCCGGAUAAUCAGGCUUACCUCGUCGAGCAUCGAUGGCCUCCCGUUUGGUAUCUGAAAGACUAUGAUUAUUAUCAAAAGUGCUUGGUCGAGAGGGACAGGGAACUCAAACCCACUCUGAAGACCUCCUCCGGGUGCCUAUGUUUCGCGAGGAAAAGUGAAUCUGAUCCCGCGCUGUCCACUUCUACCGACAAACUGUGAUUUACACUCAUAUAUAUAUAUAAUUUUAUUAUUAUUAUUACUACUACUAUUAUUACUACAUGCGAACAGAAGAGAAGAUAUUACUCCCACUCCAUUUUAUUUCUCAUACUUUUAACGCCUAUCUCUUUCUCUCUAUAUAUAUAUCUCUCUCUAUCUCUUUCUCUCUACCUAAUAUAUACCUACAAAAUAUAUAAAAAUUAAUACACGAACACAUACCACAUAGUCCAACGUCAAUUAUGUCAGUUCAAUAACAAAUUUAGACACAAUCAUGAUCAAAACAGAUACAAUAAUUUACAAGGUAACAUCAAACAAUAUCCAUUUUUAACAAACAUUUAUGUAUUUCCAAUUCUAUUACAUAAGUUGUCUAUAAAAAAAAAUCUCACUAAGCGGCAUUUGUCAAGUAACUUCUACUUGUUACAAGUAUUUUCAAUAAUCAAACGUACAUCCCAUCUAUACUUGCCAAGCACAAAGAUUUUUACUAUAAUGAAAACAUGACUAAUUAAAAUGAAUGUUACUAAACGAAAACGUCGUAACUUGACAAGUAAUUUGACUCAAUUAGACAUCUUGUCAAUUUUCUGCAAGUGCUUGUUACUCGGCAAGUAUCGCGUAGUGAGCAGUUUAAAGUCAAUUUAUAAGAAUAUACGAAAUAAACACCUUGUAAAAUAUUAUAUCUCGUUGAAGACAUGCACUUUCGUAUUUUUACUAAGAAAACAAGAAGGCUUCAAUUAAAACUACAAAUUAAACAAACAAACACGAAAAAAAAUGUCCCCUAAACAAACAAAAAUAAUUAUUAUAACGAGCUUACGACAUUUUCCCUCCCUGUGCACGCCUAUCACAAAAAAAAAACAAACGACAUAAUUGACGUUCAACUAAGUCAUUUUUUUUUGUUUAUAUAAUCUAGCAAACAUUGAUUAAUAUUUUGUACAUUUUGUCCACCACUUUCUUUCACUUUUAGUAUAAUCAUUUGGAAAAAAAAACAAAAAUAUAUAUUCAUAUAAAUUAGCGUAGGCGUAUUCGAGGAAGAUGAUUCUUUCGUACAUUAAAGAAUGAGAACAAGAAAAAAA
Molecule: messenger RNA, 3539 nt
Organism: Nicrophorus vespilloides
Lineage: Eukaryota; Metazoa; Arthropoda; Insecta; Coleoptera; Silphidae
Gene: RhoBTB
Product: rho-related BTB domain-containing protein 1
Exons: 3
Coding region: 508-2475 (655 amino acids)
Biological process (GO): small GTPase-mediated signal transduction
Molecular function (GO): protein binding; GTP binding; GTPase activity
Source: RefSeq, a predicted model, not a curated record